AUUCAUUUUUUUAUUAAUAGAUGGCCGAAAAAUUAUGUAGAAUAAGAAUUGAUUAAUUACAAUAAAAACAUGGCUACAAAUAAAGAUACUGAAAUAUUUGAGAGCUGGGAAGAUAUUGAAGACACAACUGUACUCGAUAGAAAGCUGAACGAAUAUCUACCAAUUAAGUCAUCGAAUGAAACUCAGUUGAAAAGUAGUGGACCAUUUAAUAUGAUAAUUGUCGGCGAGGAUGCAUUACGAAGUCAAUAUGUACCACCGGAACCAACAGUAAAAAUAUUAAAAAGACCAUCAUCAAAUGGGACCCAAUCGGAUAAACAAGUAACAAAUAUUAAACCAAUUCAACCAAUGAAAACGUUACGACAACGUGAACAAGAAUAUGCUGAGGCACGGUUGCGUAUAUUAGGUGAAGCGAAAAGUCCGGAAGAGAAUAAUUGUGAAACCAACAGUGUUAUUGUAAAUAAUAGACUAUUAACUGCUGGGGUAUUACGACCUAGUGAAUUAGAAGGUAUUAUACGUUUACCAAGAGGUCCGGAUGGUACCAAAGGUUUCAAAGUGCGCAGAUAGUCUUUAAUAAAUUUACUUUUAUUUUUUAAAACUUGAAUAUUAAUGGUGUUAAAACAGAGAGUGAUAUUAAAAUAUUUGUUAAGAAAAUCUUGUAGAUUUUCUUCAAUACAAUUCUUUUUUAUUUAAAAUACUUAAGGAAAAACAAUU
Messenger RNA from Chrysoperla carnea, 711 nucleotides. RefSeq names its product SUZ domain-containing protein 1. Bases 70 to 564 code for a protein of 164 amino acids. The record is from RefSeq and is a predicted model, not a curated record. NCBI's taxonomy places the organism in Eukaryota, Metazoa, Arthropoda, Insecta, Neuroptera, Chrysopidae. The transcript is spliced from 3 exons.